UGCCUCUCUAUUUCACGAUAUUUGUUAACGUGUUCUUACAUACACUUUCAUUUCCAAUUCCCACUCUAGCUAUAUAUAUACAUUUCUAUACCUUCGUUUCCUUGUAUUAUAUCUUCCAUUCAUUCUCCUCUCUACUUCCCAUAAGAAACAGUUUUUCUCUAUUGGUUUCUUGAUCUUGUUCUUUACAUGGCUGAGAAACAAGCCCAUCUGAAUGGAGCCUACUAUGGCCCCUCGGUUCCACCAGCUACAAGGAGCUACCACCGCCCUGGUCGUGGCUCUGGUUGCGGAUGUGGCUGCUGUCUUUUGAAAUUCCUCUUCAACAUCAUCAUCACUGCUGUGGUUGUCAUUGGCCUUGCUGUUCUUAUCUUCUGGCUCAUAUUCCGCCCGAACAAGGUCAAGUUCCAUGUGACAGACGUCUCACUCACCGAAUUCAACCUCACUACCAACAACACUUUGCAUUACAACCUGGCUGUUAACAUGACAGUGCGUAACCCCAACAAGAGGAUUGGCAUAUACUAUGAUCGUAUCGAGGCUAGGGCUUACUACGAGGACCAAAGAUUAAAUACGCAAACUUUGACCCCGUUUUAUCAAGGACACAAGAAUACUAGUUUCUUGAAUCUCGUUUUCAGUGGGGAGCAAUUCGUUAUGCUUGGUGCUGACCAGACUUCCCAGUUUAAUGAAGAGACGACUAGUGGGAUUUACAGUAUUGAUGUGAAGUUGUACUUGAGGAUUAGGUUCAAGGUUGGCAGGGUCAAGACUGGCAGGUUCAAGCCUAAGAUUUCUUGUGACUUGAAGGUACCUUUGAGCUCUGCCAAUGGUGGCUUGGUUGGUGCCGCUGAAACCACCAGGUGUGAUUGGGACCUCUGAUCAGCAGAACGGCUCUGAUUCAUUUGUUGAUCGAGUCUUUGAUUCUAUUUUCAUAUUGGGAUUUACACUAUUUAUUCUUUUGUUUUUUCUUUUACCCAUUUUAUAUACAGCGGUCUUGGUUCUGAGAUGUACACUGGUUAUUAUGUCUGAUUGUUUAUCAUUUUGUUUCAUGGGUUACUUUUUGUCACAUUUAUGUGAAUAAAUAAUAAAUUUUAGUGGUUCUUUUAA
Molecule: messenger RNA, 1095 nt
Organism: Durio zibethinus
Lineage: Eukaryota; Viridiplantae; Streptophyta; Magnoliopsida; Malvales; Malvaceae
Source: RefSeq, a predicted model, not a curated record